This is a messenger RNA of Fusarium verticillioides 7600, 3436 nucleotides long. RefSeq lists its product as hypothetical. Bases 469 to 2625 code for a protein of 718 amino acids. The record is from RefSeq and is a predicted model, not a curated record. The transcript has 2 exons. Lineage: Eukaryota; Fungi; Ascomycota; Sordariomycetes; Hypocreales; Nectriaceae.
GCCUGCAAUGACCCUUGAUGCGGCCACAGCGUUUCCACUGCAUCCACUCAAUAAGCACUUGACCCAAUUGAACCCUGGACUCUACAGCCCUGGGUGGCAUACCCUGUCCUUGUUAAGAAAGAUGCGCGACUGCGAAGUUCGAACGAGGCUCUGCGCCUGUGGGUUUGCCCAGCUUGUUCUCCUUUCAACACUUCUUCUGCCUUUUUCCACUUCAUGAUGAUGGCGACGCCUUGAACGACUAACUACGCCGGAAUUGGUUUACGCCAGUGCGAGACGAUUGCUUCAUGUCGCGUCGACCUCUGUCAAACUCAGCCUCUAAGCCUACGACGAGCAGGGUCAGUGUGUCCAUAAUUGAUUGCUGGACUGUCCGGCACUCAACGACUCCGCACUGCCGUUCUCCUACGUGGUACCAAUCAUCCUAAACCGAGACGAACGAACCGGUCGAGAAAAUAACGCAACCUCAACAUCAUGGCUGAAGCGGACCCCGAAGUCGUGGUGGCCAUCGUGGCUCUCCUCGUCUCUUUGGUUGCUCUGGCAGCUACCUUCAUGCAGGUCAUGCAACAAUACUACGCCUCUGCAGCAGGAUAUGCUCAAUGCAAUGAGAAAGUCAUGGGGAAAUGGGCCCUCACAAAAACUCGUCGCUUCUCCUGGGACGAGCUCCGUUUCGAGGUCGAGUUCGAGGCCCCUGUGAUCUUUGUUUCGCCCCCAGACAACCAACAUGGUCCAAUUCGUGGGGCAGAGAUAUACUUUCUAGAUGGAAGUCCUGAAAGUCUCGAAAAUACGUGGUCUGAGCUGGACAUCAAUCCCAGAGAGGAAUAUGCCAACAAGACGAAACGAGAGCGUAUCCAUACUGCUGAUAACGAGCGAGCUUCAUGGACGUUGCUUCUCAGCGCCGUACAGCGUAUGGAGCACGAGUCUGAGAAGUGGCAGAAGAGUCAAUACGAGGGCAUGCAUAAACAAGUUGGACCUCCCAAUGCUCAGUCACAGAAUCAUGAUCUUCCUACCAACCCUCCCAGUCUAUACGAUGCACAUACUAUGACAGUUGCUCUUCAACGGAAACGUAAGAGCUGGGAUACAAUGCCUGCGACCGUUCUACGCCCCUACGCCACGACGACGAUGUGCCAUCUUAUCGAGAUGUUGGCUGCUCUGGGUAUCUAUUGGAAAGAGUUCGACCGAAAGCGUGAACGUUACCGUGCCGAAGGCAAUGGUUUUAUGGUUAUUGGCGAAAAGGUCACUGAUCUCGGUUUAAUGUUUACAUUCAGUAUUUACGGGCGGAGUCGCUUCGAAGCAAAUCGAGUGAUUCCUGUUGACCAGGUGAAGGAGCUUUGUUUUGGCUAUGUGUCGACGAUUUACAGCGUGUUGCUGGACCAGCGACGACUUCGAUUCCCUGAAGAUGAUCCAGAGAACUUGGCUUUCCUUCAGCUGGCGACUCGUGAGGAGAUUUCUCAGACCCUCAUCCGAAUUGGAUGUAACAACAAUGCUGUCCGUGCUUUCCAAGAUGCUGGGAAGCAUACAUCACAUUUGUUUCCUGUUUCUUUCGAAAUCCUCGGUAUGCUGAGUCGUACUUUUCACAUCAAGAACAGCAUGUUCACCCAUAUUCCUAACCCAACAUCAGAUCGUUGGGAUAAGCAAUCGGUGUCAUUAGUCAAAGUGAUGGAAGCUUAUGAGGACCUCGUUCCGACUUCACUGCCCGGAGCUCGUCGAAACCCAGUCAUUAUCGACAAGAUUAAGAAGCACGUCGACCAAAUCCUGGCCUUCAACAAGGACGAAAGCGUGACCGAGAAGAUGUGUACUCUGAAGGCACUCCACGAAGCCAUUGACGAUUGCGAUCAGAUCUUAACAGCCAAGGAACCUAGCGGCACUGUUACCCCUUUUGCAGAGCAGUUGGGCAUCAAGGUUCAUGAGUCCGAGGUACAGAAGAAACGACGAGAAAUGGUCCAAGAUGUUUUGCGAUCGCACAUCCAAGAAGUUCUACGUCUACUGAACGAUGGGGAAGACCGUUCAUCCGAUACGCAAUCUCUACACGCCGAAUGGAGUCCGGCUACACCACAUACGCGACAGGAUGGACAGCCUAGAGUUGCGCCCAUCGGAUUCGAGGACAUGCACGAAGCCAGUCCUGACGAGCGGCAGCACAAAUUUUUGGAAGUUUACUUUCACGUUAUCCGUGAGAAGGUUAUCCCUCGUGCUGCCCGCUCAACAGACCGCAGAACGAGCCUUGUUGGAGCUCCUGCAGGGUAUGGUUUCCGUCGCGCAGGCACAGGUCGCACACAAGCAUCCAGCAUGCGUGGCAUUGAACGAGCAUCCUCGCCGCCUCCCCCCAUGCCAGCCCCCCGUCUGCAAACCAGCGUGGAGAACAUUCCUCUUGGUCCCAUGGCUAACGGCCGUCCCUCCAUGUCUAGCAGGCCUGGCAGUGCUGUGAGUGAAGCGUAUUCGUUAGCAAGCGAGCAACCCAGACCCAGACUAGAGGCUGCAUUGUAUGAACAGGAGGUCUCGCAUGAUGAUGUUUGGUGUACGCUGAUUUUCCGCAUGAUAUGCUGGUUAAUGCUACACGACUUCAACAAGUUGGAUGUACAAUUGAGUAAAAGUGAGCUAUUGGGAAGUCGUAUGCCAGUUUACAUAUCAUGAUACAUUGGAUGAGAGUCGAUAUUUGGAAAUGAUUGGAUGUUAGCGAGGGGUUUGGAUUUGAUAUCAUGAUAACGGCGUAUCGCGAUAUUGGGGAACCCACAAAAAGCGAAUGUCAGCGAUAUUUGGUUAGCACGUUAAUUUACAAGGGAUCACAAUACACUCAUCACAGAACGAAUGACCCCUGUGCCAACUAAAAAAACUCACCGUCUGUUUCAAUACAUGAUCCAACAUUCCUCAACCGCAUCAUGAUGACCCAGCUCUAGAAUCGGCGAAACGCCCAACGAUGCCCCCAUCGGACCACCCCCGCAUCCAGUGUCGGUACCCGUUCCGGUACAGGAAAUCCGGAUAAGCCGAGCGGAUGCCUUGAUUGGUAGCCUGACUAAGUCGGAAUCGGAGUGCACGUGAGGUUGGAUCGGAGGUGAGAUUUUUCACAGUAAGCCGUGUGGCGAGGACUCGGCGGUGACCGUGGAUAAGGAUUGGAUGACCGGGAUUGGAGUCGGCGAAUGGUGGAUUAUGAUUAUCAUGGAAACAGAGCUGGGAGAAGGUUUGUUGUGAAUAGAUUCAAGGGAUGAGAUAUAAACAAGGGGCGUCAGGCAGUAAGUCACAGAACCUCGGUCAGCUGAAAACUAUGAUCGAGUAUCCAGAGUCGAGAAAAGGAGUUGCUACUAGUACUGCACAUUAUUAUCUCCUAUUUUAUUGGACUGCUCCCUUGGAUCCAUCUUGAUCCCAUUUGGGUUAUCCCUUGACGGAGAUAAGCAUAACAAUAGAAGCUGGAGUAGAACCCAAUACAAGCCCAAUUCAUUGUUUCGUG